Salvelinus sp. IW2-2015 is the source of this 8961-nucleotide messenger RNA. Lineage: Eukaryota; Metazoa; Chordata; Actinopteri; Salmoniformes; Salmonidae. The record is from RefSeq and is a predicted model, not a curated record.
UGUUCAAAAAACGUCUGGUUGCUAGGUAGACGGAUAACCGCAAAACAAUACUACGGAGGGAUAUGAUGAGAAAAAGGAAGUAAAGUAGCUAGCUAGCUCGCCAGUCAGGGAAGCAUGAGAAGGAAGCGAGAUGGGUGAAAGGCUUUGCUAGGUUGUAUGAUGGAAGGACUGGGAAAGGAGAAUCCAUAUGCAGUUCUAGGCCCUUCCAUGGCUCAGUCAUCCCGGAAAAGAGGCCUCAUCCCGGCUCUGGAAACUCACAGACUGCUUCUCCACCUCCGAGCAGCAAAACACCCCAAGUUACAACACAGACAAACAAAACGAUUACAUGGACAACAGAAAGCCAGUAUUGGCGCUGAAAGAUCUGCCUCCUCCUCCGCAUCAUACCGCUGCCUCCCAGCCCUUCCCCCUCACUCCCCUCCCUCUGCCCCCUCCCUGUCUGCCUCCUCUUCCGCAAGACUCCCUCCAACAACUACCACAACAGGGGGGUAGUCCCAAAGUAAGCGUGUGCACUCACUGUGAGCACUGCAGCACAGACCCAUUAGGUCGGGGUGGUUAUGGGGUUGUUAGUGGUGGAGGUGGCGCUAGUAUUAGUAGUGGUGUCGGUGUCAGCAGUGGUGUCCCACUCUACCUCCCUCCAAGUUCUCAGGAAGCCUCUUUCAGCAGGCUAGGAGCCAGUCAAAUAACGCCAACCACCCUCAACUCACAUCCGCACUUCCCCAGCCUUGGUGGUGGUGGAGGGGAUGCUAGAGCCACGCUACUCCCCUCUGGGAGCUACAAGCUCCACAUCCCCUCUGUAGACACCACGUCCCAGCCCCUGUCCUUUCAGUCUCACUCCCACCUACCAUGCUCCUGCUGUACAGGAGGUCUUCUCAGACCUCUCCACUCGUACCCCUCCAUCCCUUUACCCUACAACGAGUCUAAAUUCAUUACCACCUCCGCCCCCCUCUCUACCCCCCACCAUAGGACUUGUAACCCGGGUACUCCCGCUGGGUAUUACCCCUGUGGUGGUGAUUACAACCCUGCCACUCUGGGGGUCCAGAGAUCAUUGGCAGCACACAGUGACCCCCACAUACCCACCUCGGGACAUAUCUGUUCUUCUAAUGCUAUGCACUUCAAUCUUGAACGCACAGUUUGUCGCACGGGGGCGCACUUCUGCAGGGAUUGUUUGACGAAGCCUGCAGACAAGUUGUGGCCUAACAUUCCUCUGCCCCCGGCCCAGUCGGCCUCAGUGCCCAUCCCCGUGUGUAACGGCUGUGGGACCUCCUCCGACGGCCUGCUACUGCUGGGUUCCAGCAAAUCUGCAACAAAGUAUGGUUCUCCAGAAGGUCCUGAGAACAUCCCUCCGGUGGGUGUUUUCUGGGACAUAGAGAACUGCUGCGUUCGCGGUCGCUCUGCUGCAGCUGUGGUCCAGCGCCUCCGCAGCCACUUCUUCCAGGGCCACAGAGCAGAGUUCAUUUGCGUCUGUGAUAUCAGCAAGGAGAACAAGGCCGUCAUCCAGGAGCUCAACAACUGCCAGGUGACGGUAGCGCACAUUAAUGCUACCGCCAAGAACGCUGCGGACGACAAGCUUCGUCAGAGCCUGCGGCGCUUUGCAGAAACACACACUGCCCCUGCUACUGUGGUGCUAGUCUCCUCCGACGUGAACUUUGCCAGCGAGCUGAGCGACCUCCGGCAUCGCCAUGGUUUCCAGGUGAUCCUGGUCCAUAAGAGCGGUCAGACGUCGGACGCCCUYCUGCAGCACGCCCACCGCCACGUGGCCUUUGAAGAGAUGGUAGCCGACCUGCCGCCCAGACAGGCUGUAAAAUCACAGCCCGGUUUCAACCUGCUCUAUGUGUACAACCUGCCGCCGGGCUGCGACGGCAAGAGCGUGGGCAACCGCCUGCGCCGCCUCUCGGACAACUGCGGGGGCAAGGUGCUGGGCGUCUCCAUGGCCACCGGCACCGCCGUCCUCCGCUUCGGCUCYCAGGAAGCGGCGGAGCGAGCCUGCAAGCGCAUGGAGAACGAGGACGUAUUCGGCCGGCGCAUCACCCUCUCCUUCUCAGCUCCGUCCACUGAGGGCAACGACCCGAUCCCACCACCCUCCUCAUCUGAUACUCCACCUCCGCUUCCAGUUCAACCUCUUCCCUCCUCCACUUUUUCCUUCGUUCCCCUGGAGAAGCUGCACUCCCCUAGGAGGAAAAGGCGUGCGAGGCGUGAGUGUCAGAGAGAGAGGGAAUCCUCGCUCCCCCUCUCCGUUCCGGUGCCUGAGAGGCCCUACAGCCCCAGGAGGGGGAGCGGGGGGACACCUUACCCCGUUCCCCCCCAAACCAGAACCCUUCCUCAGGAGCUAGGUGGACUGGAGACCAAGCCCAAGAUUGGGGCUUCCCCCUGGAGGAAGUCCAGCGCAACUCCUCCCCCCACAGAAACGGAGAGGGCUGUCCAGCAGCACCCUAUCAAGGCCGGCCUCAUAGGAGAGUCUAUGUUCAGCUGGAGGAGGAGGGACCUCUCCAGCCCCCGCAGUGCAUCUGACUCUGAGCGUCAAUGUGACCGAGCUCUGGAGAGUUCCAGGUCAGCACCCCCUCUGCCUUCACCACAGGCCUCCCAAGGCUCCUGGUCCUCACGGAGUGGAUCCCCCUGCAUGUCGAGCCGCUCCUCCCCCCUAAUAGCCCUCCUCCCCGGGGCAGCAGCAGCCCUGUCUGCCCGUGGGCCCCAGGCCUCGGAGCCAUUCUCUCGAGCGGCAGAUUUACAGGUGGCCAACCUGGACUACAGGAUCCGUAAGGAGCUGCAGCAGAGCCUGCACGACGCCUUCUCCAGACACGGACGGGUUAAAGGCGUGGAGCUGAGUCCCCACACAGACUACCAGCUGAAGGCCAGUCAGAUGGUCUCUCUACAGCAGGCCAUCAGUGCUGUGAGCAGCCUGCACCGCUACAAGAUAGGAAGCAAACGCAUCCACGUCUCCCUCAUCACCGGGCGGCAAACAAGUCUCUAGCCAUGCUCCGGUAUGUACAGUACACUAACAUUGAGUAAUUCUCCAGAUGCGCCAGCCAGCUGUCUUCCCCUUUUCAAGUUCACUGAAAUCUACGAGAAAAAAUUUGGUCGUAAGCUGGUGGUGAGCGACCUAUACAGACUACAAGAGGUGGUGGCGGUGAGGGAGCAGGGUGGAGGCAGGCUGGUGUGUCUCCUCCCCAGUAGCCAGGCCAGGCAGAGCCCUCUGGGGUCGUCUCAGUCCCAGGAGGGGUCCUCGGCUAAUGGUAGUCCUGUGGUGUUUGAACAGUUGGAGUACCACGAGCCUGUCUGCAGUUACCACUACACACAGCAGAACUUCAGUGAGGCAGACUUUGACCCAGACUCGUAUAAGAUUCCUUUUGUGGUGGUGUCUCUGAAGACCCUGGCCUCCCAGGUCCACUGUCUGCUACAGUCCCAUGAGGGAACCCUGCCCCUGCUCAGUUUCUCCGAGUGCUAUGCAUCAGAGUUGGGCCCCCUGGCGGUGUCUGAGGAGGGGGAGGAGGAGGGGAGUGUCCCCUUGGAGCACCUCAUCACCUGUAUACCAGGCAUUAACAUCAUCACUGCUCAGAACGUUAAGGUCAUCAAGUGGAUCCACAACAAGCCGCCCGCAUCCAACACAGACCAGUGGACGCAGCGGUGCAAGUCCCCGGUGGGGAACCCCCAGUUGAUCCAGUUCAGUAGAGAGCUCAUUGACCUGAUGAAGGGUCAGCCCUGCAACCUGAUGCCCAUCGGCAAGUUCAUACCUGCCUACCACCACCACUAUGCCAAGCAGUGUAGGGUCUCUGACUACGGAUACUCUAAGCUGCUGGAGCUACUGGAGGCUGUGCCUCACGUACUGCAGAUCCUUGGCAUGGGGACCAAGCGUCUGCUGACCCUGACCCGUGCCCAGGUGAAGAGAUUCACCCAGGACCUCCUCAAACUGCUCAAGUUCCAGGCCAGCAAACAGGUGGCCGUCACGGACUUCAUGCAGGCCUACCAUUGGUGCUUCUCCAGAGACUGGCGGGUGCUGGACUAUGGGAUGUGUGAUCUGAUGGACCUGCUAGCUGAGAUCCCUGACACCACCAUCACCAUCACACACGAGGACUUGGACACUGUCAUCUCUGUACCUAAGAGAGAUCGUACAUCAGAUGAGAUGGAGCGGACCAAGCAGUUUGGUAAGGAGGUGGUGGACCUGCUGCGUCACCAGCCCCACUGUCGYAUGGCCUUCUCCAAGUUCAUCCCUACCUACCACCACCACUUCGGACGCCAGUGCAAACUCGCCUACUACGGCUUCACCAAGCUCAUGGAGCUCUUCGAGGCMAUCCCCGACGUACUCGUGGUGUUGGAGUGUGGAGAGGAGAAGGUGCUGACUCUAACAGAGGUAGAGCGUGUGAAGGCCCUGGCUGCCCAGCUGGUCAAGAUGCUCCGUUCCCAGAGAGACUCCAGCCUGCCUGCUGCCCAGCUACUGUCUGAGUACAGCAAGACCUUCGGCUACGGCCUGAGGCUCCAGGACUACGACGUCUCCUCCCUGCCCGCCCUGCUCGUCAACCUCUGCCACGUCGUCAAGGUGGUGGACGGCGCUAACGGCCGUGAGGUCCAGCUGAUCAACAGGAAGUCUCUGCGCUCGUUAACGUGCCAGCUGCUGUCCCUGCUGAUGGGCCUGGGGCAGCACGAGGGAGAUGGCUCCGUCAGCGUGGAGGGCUUGAGUCUGCUGUAUCAUUCUGUACAUGGGGUACAGCUCAACCCCUGUGAAUACGGCUUCCUCUCGCUCAGCGAGCUGCUGAAGAGCCUGCCUUACCUGGUGGAGCUGUUCUACGGUGAGGGUGAGGAGGAAGGUGAGCGUGGCGAGGAGAGAGUUAGACUAACCCGUCUGUACCAGUUUGCCCGUAGGGUGCGUGCCCUGCUCCACACCUACCACUACCACCAGAUCUUCCURACGGAGUUCCCCGGGGCCUACGCCAAGUUCACCGGACGCGGCCUCCAACCUCGCUCCUACGGCUACGGCAGCGUAGACGACCUGCUCAACGCCAUACCACAGGUAGUGUGGAUCAAAGGACAUGGCCACAAGAGGAUUAUCGUUUUGAAGAACGAUAUGAAAGCAGCACGAGCCACUGGAGCCAGCCCUGCAGACUCAGAGGAGCCUGAGGACGGGGCCAGCCAGAGAGACAGCCCCUGUAGCAACACAGAGUCUGGAACUCACAGCCCAGGUGUUGGUGGGGUGGAGACAGAGCUGCUGUGUCUGACUUCUCCAGUAGACCUGCUGUGUGGCCCAGUACCCUCCUGCCUGCCCUCUCCAGCUGCACCUGACCCGUUCUCCAACAGGCUGACCUCAUCCGUUUCGAGCAGACGCCAUCACCAGCAGAGUGUGAUAAACCUGAGGAGCGGUAGAAGCAGCAGCUCCUGCUGUCUGUGACACAUCUGAGCCUAUAGAACCACUAACUGACAAAACCAGAAUGUUGUUGUUUUGGUUUCCACGACUACCCGCAAAAUGGCGUCCGUUGAAAACAGCCCAGCAAAGAGGCUCCUCGCAAUAAAGUGAAGCUGGCAGCUAACUUCUCUUUUACAGCUGCCCCCUAAGACUCUCACUGAAAUCACAUGCUGGAACAAGCACACACUCGCACAUACUCACACACACACACACACACACAACUUCAUCACACACAACUCGAAAAUGAAGAGUUGAUCGGCCUAAAUUGUAAAAAGCCCAAAAAUAAUGAUUUUGUUUUUAGUCAUGCCCCCGCAACAAACUGUGACUUAUUUCUUUAUUGCCUUUCCCCCUUAUCUUUUCAAACUCAAUCAUCAUGUUGAUGUAGGUGUUUCUUCACAAAGCCAUGAGUUUUCUUGUUGCAGUUAUUUCUCAACAGCAUUCAUUUUCAAAGCCGUGUACUUUUGUCAGAUUAAUGCAUGUCCAGAAAGGUUUUGUGGUAGAUAUUAAUUAUAUACUAUGGAUAAGCUGUUUGGAAACAUGAUUCUCUGAAAGUGGAAAGAGAACUUCCCACAUUGGACAAUACAGCAACAACAAAUGCUGAGGUAUUGGCACUGUAGCCAGAGUUUACACUGCAAAUCGCUAAAGAUGCCUAUUUUACCACUGAGUACCCUUACCUGAACUCAAAACCCCUCAGAGAUUUAAUAUAGUAACUUGUUUAAAAAUGGGAACUUAUACAGGGAUUUUAUAUCAUGUUAAUUAUUGUCAAGGAAGCUCUGAGGGAAAGCUAUAUAAAUAUGGAGAGAAACGUCAUUAUUUUGAUACUGCCUUGCUUUGUUUCAAGAAAGGAACCGUAAAGUGUUAUUGCCCUCUCCGCUGUGUUGUCCCCAUUGCAUUUUGUCAUCGGACAAAUGCACUUCUUCAUACAGCUAGAAGGAAAAAAAUAUAUAUUUGAGCUUUGCCGUUGAGGCAGCUUUGGAGGUAGUAUUGACAAUUAUCGUUAUUGAGUAACCAUGCCCAUCUCAUUCUUUUAACUCUUUCUCUUGGGCAAUGUUUAGCAUUGUGUUCAGUUCAACUCCGGUGUUAGAGCCUCAGACAUCAUUCCACCUUGACUAUGUUCUUUCAUAAAGUAGUAGCCUAUAUGGCUGGUGUUUUCAGUUUCUUCAGUUAAGUAUCGAGUCAAUGGCAGGAGUGAUCAAACUGCCAAAAUGGCUUCGAAGUAACUUUGACGGCAGUCUGGUCUCAGGUCCCAAAUCGAUCUAAGCUUGUAUCUGUGUGUUCUCAAUGGGGUGUCGCGAUCAGCGCUGUCUCCAAUGUGUACGACAGUGUGAAAGAGAAGGAAUUCUGACUCCUCAGUGAAGAGUUUUGAACGAGCUCUUGGUGAGGUCGAGGGCCAGUGGGMCGUUAUUUAGGCAAGGCAGAAGCCGAGACCCUGAAUACUCGGACCAAGUGUUUAAAAGCUUGGAGGCAGCGUGAACAAAGAUAUGKUGACACUGUUUCCUGCCGGAAGCUAAGUAGAAACUAUUUCUGUUUUUGUAUUUUUUAGAGAUUGAGUGCGGUUUACACUUGAAUAACUUAUAGGUGGUGUGUAAUAUGCAUGUUGUGCAUACAAAAACAACAUUUUAUGCAUGGUGUAAACCUAUUAGAUCAGAAAUCAGACUGUUGGUGAACUGCAUUUUUUUAAAAGAAAUUAGUUGAAGUUGUCUUGUUUCCGCAGAAACCAUAUAUUAGAGGUAUUGUUUACAUCACCCCCCCCCCCACUCCUGGUUACCGUUUACAUCACCCCUCCCCCUCACUCCUGGUUACUGUGGAAACGCCCAAGGUUGUUUUUGUUCAACCUUGUUGCUUUUUGUCUACAUUUUCAGUGUUGUCUCUACUGGUUGAGUAGAGGAGCUGGGAUGUUUGAUUUUUAAAACAAUGAGAUCGACUUGGUGUUUUUAGUMAAAGUGGAGAGAAAAGAUGGGCACUUGUGUGCUCCAGCUACACAUGAAACAGCAAGAGGGGCCCCUGGAGGCCCCCGAUAGGAUCAAAGGGACAAAGGCCCUCGUGCGGCUCUGRACAACGCCUGGCUCUUACAAUGGCUUGUAUCUGCCAUGGCGCUUAGUAAGGGAUGGCUACUGAAUGGACUGGAGACAUACCAUACCUCAUUUGUCUUUACAUUUAAUUUUUACUUUGAUUGUCUAUAGAUAAAUGUUUUUGUUGUUGCCUAUCCUACGUGUUGAUGAGAGUGCUGAUUGUACUAACCAACCCCAAGUUAUGACAUUGAGUUCCUACCUACAAGCAUGGUUUGGAAAGUAGAAGGCAUGACUUGAUGUAAGGGAAAACAGCAUCCCUAUGAACGGAUGUUGAAAAAUGCAGUUUCUCUCUUGUGCUGCUACUGUGUUGAAGCUGCAGAAAAGACCGGAGAAUUGGACCAGGGCCCCUGGUGUCCAUCUCCUUUGAUCCAAAAUGUCUUCCUUCUGUCAGUGUUACUGUAUGUGUUGGAGAUUCAGUUGAAGACCAGAGAAUUGGGCCAGAGCCCAUGAUGGUGAUCUCCUUGCCAAGAGCCAAUAUGGCUGCUCAGAUUCCUGUCCAGUUAGUGUUUUUCCUGUUGACUGUGUUUCAAAUUGGCAUCUAAUUUGAUUCUCCUCGUUAGUUACUAGACUUUUGUGUUUUGAAGCCCAAGAUCUCCUUCCUGUUUCUAAUUACAUGACUCACUCGGUAAAGGAGGUGGAUUUCCCAGAAUCUUGAGCGAUUUCCAAUACGGUAUAUUGAGGGAUAAUGGCUUAAAGGCUCAGAAUCUUCCGAAAGUGUUAGACCCAGUUUGAACAAUGGGCAGAAUCUUAUUUCUCUUUAACAAAGGGACAAUCGGCACAAAAGUUGCCUUAAAAUUGUGCACUAAAAUUAAAUGAUACUUUAGUUUGGCCUCGAAGAUACAACUGCGUUUUACGUCAGAACUACCUCCCAGGUGCUACAGUGUCCACUAUCUCAGGGGCAGAGUUAAAUAAGAGGUACAAUUCUCAUAAGUUUGCUUACAUCAGUAAAAAGCAGCGUGUACUGGUAAGUACUCCGUAUGCACCUUUGCAUAGCUUUGGUUCUUGUAGAAGGAGGUUUAUUGUGGGUUUGUUCAUUUCUGAGGUGAAAAAAGAAUUGUUUUGUCGUUGGUUAAUUUGUAUCGGACUCCACUAUAGUGCGAUUUAAUUGUAUCUCGAAGUGAGUAUCAUGGUCUGCGUCUGAAACGGCAGCAUAUUCCCUAUAUAGUGCACUACUUAAUAUGAACUCUGGUCAAAAGUAGUGCACUAUAUAGGGAAUAGGGUGCUAUUUUGGUACUACCAUGUCUGUCAAUGUUUGUUUGCACUUCUCUUACAGUCUCUCUGUUGUACUCCCAUGGAACUCACCCCUCCAGUUUUUCAUCAUCAAGGUUAUCCUUUGUGAUCAUUUUUCUGUUCUGUAUUUGUUUCACUGAAGUAUUCUAUGUUCCUUCUCCCUGUUCACCCCUCACCUCACCUCAACCAUACACAUACAAGAUGUUGUUGUAACCGUUUCAUUGAUGUUGAGGGACCAAAUGAUUUCUGUUGAAUAAAUCACUCAAG